AUGGGAAAGUACGUCCUCUCUGGUGUUGACGGCCAGCUCGGUAGUGUCGCCGCGCAGCAUGUUCUGGCGCUUGCGUCUCCAACGGACAAGCUGGUUUUUACCUCUCCCGUCGUGGAAAGAAUUCCACCCGAGAUAGCAAAGGAAUGGAAAGACAAGGGCAUUGAAAUUCAGUACGCCAGCUAUGACGACCCUGCCAGCAUGGAAAAGGCUUUCGAAAACGCCGACACGGUCUCACUGAUCUCGACGUGGAUGAUUGGUGACAUUCGGCGCAAGCAACACCGGCAGGCGGUUGCUGCCGCAAAAGCAGCGGGGGCCAAGCGCAUCUGCUAUACCUCUUACAUCGGCGCUGGAACCGCUGAGAACACUCCUCUUGUCGCAUCAGAUCACAGAGACACAGAAGAGGCUAUUGUCGAGUCCGGCAUUCCUUACAACAUCCAGAGAAACAACUUCUAUUUAGACAACUACUUUCGCACCCUGUUUCCCAUGGCGCAGAACGUUUGUGGGGGCAAAUGGCACUGGAACAGUAAUGGCACUCCAGCCAGUUUUGUUGCCAAGGCCGACUGCUCCCGCGUUGUUGCUGCCCUUUUGCUGGGCAAGGGAGAGCCCAACACGAUCUACAAUGUGACCGGUCCCGAGAUGGUGUCUGACUACACCUUCAUUGACAUGGUGCGCAAGUACACCGGGUGGAAAGGUGAGCUUGUCGCAUCAACGGACGAGGAGCUCUACGAGUACUGGGGCGGCCGUGGCGUGCCCAAGACGGUCACCGGUGAUUUCUCGAAAAGCCCGAUUCCGCUGUGUGUUGAUGAUAUUGUAACGAACACGACCGAAAUUCGGAAUGGAACUAUGGGUGUCGUGUCGGAUGCUGUCGAGAAAUUGACAGGCCGUAAGCCAUCGUCGUCGAGGGAUGUCAUGCUGCUGUACAAGGACGUGCUGCCAAAAGCAUAG
Grosmannia clavigera kw1407 is the source of this 945-nucleotide messenger RNA. Its product is annotated as nucleoside-diphosphate-sugar epimerase. Lineage: Eukaryota; Fungi; Ascomycota; Sordariomycetes; Ophiostomatales; Ophiostomataceae. The record is from RefSeq and is a predicted model, not a curated record. The transcript has a single exon. The coding region runs from base 1 to 945 and encodes 314 amino acids.